This is a messenger RNA of Sycon ciliatum, 2748 nucleotides long. Its product is annotated as basic proline-rich protein-like. Bases 349 to 2169 code for a protein of 606 amino acids. The transcript is spliced from 20 exons. The record is from RefSeq and is a predicted model, not a curated record. NCBI's taxonomy places the organism in Eukaryota, Metazoa, Porifera, Calcarea, Leucosolenida, Sycettidae.
ACCCCGGCGGUAGAGCUUACGAUCACGAUUAGAGAUUAGAGGCGCGCAAGAGGUGUUUUGCAAGUGGUUUGGUGGUCGCAGCACUGACACUGCUACACCGCAUCCUCGUGAAUAGUGUAGGCAACUGGUUUGGGACGUUCGUAGUAAGUUUGACCAUGGGAGGACCAUGAUGACGGAGCCGAAAAGACAGUGCUAGUGAGUAGACGGAUGACUCCUCUGAUCUGAGUUCACGUGGAUCUACGUAGCUUCGGAGUCGGAGUGUAGCUAGCUAGGUCUAGACGUCUAACAAGUAACAGAGUCCACUACUGGCAGUACUGCAGUUGGACAGGUGUGACACCAGCAAGCCAAAUGCCAUCCUUCCAAGUCAAGCUUCAAGAGCUAGAGUCAAGGCUUGGAGGAGGGGCCGGCAGCAUGUCGGCAUCCGACCCGCCUGCCAAGGCCAAGCCACCGUCGCACCCCAGGCCGACUAUAAUCAAUGCCAGAGCUGGACCCCCAGGGCGGCCAGCUGCCAAACCAGGCGCCGCACCUUCAGGGGAGGCUGGUAAUGCAGGACCAGGUAGACCACCACCGGCUGCUAGUCGGCCUGGUCGACCUCCGGCACGUCCAACUUCCACAGUUGGCGAUUCCAGUAACGAUUCUCCCAAGCCCCCGCAGCCGAAAGGUCGGCCCGCACCGCCACCAUCCAGACCCGUACCAUCGUCGAGGAGUUCACAGGUCGAUGAACCAGAUGCUGCUGCGGAGUCAAUCGAUGAAGCAGCUGCUGCGGCCGCUGCACCACCAACUCCCACUCGCUCUACAGCAAGUGCCGAUGCUGUAUCUCAGAGAAAGACAGAUGGACCAGCCGCUGCACCGGCCAGUCGACCACCACCACCGGUCGUUAGUGGCAGACCUGCCAAGCCCGGUCCACCGGUGGGAGGCCGUCCUCCACCGCCUCGUCCCAAGUCUGUCGUCAAUGAAGAAGCGGCACCAGCAGCAGUAGAGUCGGAUGUUGUAGCUGAUGAAGCUCCCAGCAGCACUCCUGCAACCGUCCCGUCACAACCCGGUCCUCGUCCACCCCCACCAGCAGUUGCGUCUCGACCUGGACCACCUCGACCGGCACCAUCAGGCUCCCGGCCACCUCCUCCCAAGCCGGCUGCUGGGCCGGCCAAGCCCGCCGCACCUCCGGCAGCAAAGGCAUCAAGGCCACCCCCAGCGGGAGCAAGACCGCCGCCACCUCGCCAGGCUAGCGUCGACACUCCACCGCGCUCGGGCAGCGUCAGUGCUCCCGGCCGACCGCCGCCAGCGACUGCCAAACCGCCCAAGCCCAAACCACCAACUCCCGCAUCACCUCCCGAAGUGGCAGUAGCAGAGCCAGAAGCAGAGCCCGCUCUGGCUGCAGCUGUAGAAGUGAUGGCAGAGGAUGAAAGGGCCACUCAGCCUGCUGAAGAGACCUCUGCAGAUCGUGUUGUAACGGGUGAAGCAAGGGUCGAGGAAGAAGCUGCGCCAGCACCAAGCCCAGCACCACCAGUUGCACAGGCCAAGCCUAAACCACCCAAGCCCACAACGCCAAGACGGAAUCUACCCCGGGAAACUUCACAGGACCGCGUUGUUCCAGGCGAGGAAGCGGCGCCAGAGGGUGGCAAGGCAAGUGUUUCUGCUGCUCCUAAGCCUAGUAAACCCAAGCCACCGAAGCCAGGUCCUCCGCCGGUAGUGAAGAAGGUGGAAGAUGAUGAUGUCCGUCAUGUCACUGGCCAGGAGCGAUCUCCGUCGCAGAGUCCUUCAGGUCCUCCAGAAGUCACGGAAGAACCAGUCCGCGAUAUCCUGUUCGAGUCGUGCAGUGCUGGCGAGUUCCACCCGUACAGUACAUGGGCUCUGUCCAACUGUGCACGAGCACCGCAGCGACUGCCCGCCCGCAUCCGGCUGCGACUGGCCGAUCCCGCCGUAUGCAGCAGCAGCAGCAGCAAUGACGUGGGGAAACCCCUGGAUAGUGUGACCGCGUUGCGCUUGGCCGUUGAAGUGCGGCUUGGCGCGCCGUACGAAGGCUGGCGGCAAGUGGCGUGGGUGCCCGGUGAAGCUCACAACCCUCUGCUGCGUAUCGGGCAGCCGAACGAGCUGGCGUGCAUCCUACUGGCGAUUCGCCUUACCCCGCGCUACGAACCUGCGUUCCAUGUCGUCGUGUUCAGAGCGUGAUGGUGGAUUUCUCCACAAUAGAGACCUUGAGAUAUGUUUAUCGGUUGAGAGAGAGACGAGAGACAGAGAGGGAAAGAGAGCGUUGAGUGGAGUGGCACUUUGUCGGGACAUGCCAUGUAUAAGAUGACCCAUCCUGAUUGCUAUCGGCUGGUUCGACUCAUCUUCACCGCCUCGUUCUGCUGUACCGAAUGCUACAACCAUUGUGUGGGCUACAUAUUCAUAGAUACAUCUCUGGUGUACCAUUGAGAGUUGCUGAGCCCACUGUAACCAUCUUCCUAACUGCUACCUGUAACACUGCUCUUGUAACAUGAACAUUACCUGUGUAUUGGCUAAGUUAGCGGGUGCCUGGUAACGUCUUGCAAAUAGAAACUGCUGCUGGACUUCACUCCACCUGGCUGCCUUGUUCUGGUAAUUCCGUCCUUAAAAUGGCGAUUUAACUCUUGCUAAUCCGUUCAACAGUCUAACUAGCUAACCUGAACAAUGAUCAUUUAUCACAACUAUAAAUUGUGAAUUGCUAUCAUGCUUGAAGUGCAAUGUCAAGACUCUAGACAUUCAGUAGUCUUCUUGACUAUGGCUCUA